AAGGAACAAUUCUAGUGCUGUCGUGGAAUGAGAAACAAGAAGAAUGACGGAUUGAAUUGAAAAAGAAACAGCUGAACAAGAAUUAACUGUCUACGAAUGAUGAAAGUAAAUUGAUGAAGUAUAAAACUUAGAAAUUAGAUAACAGAAGUAGUCAACUGCAUCCAAAUUCAGCUGAUUUAGGGCAUUUACGGGAACCUUUUACCUUUUGGGAAGUGAAAGUGGCCGUGAUAUCGAAUUAGUAUAACCGAACUGAAAAUGACCCAUGUAGUACAAACACAAAAACAAGUCAUUCGUUAAUUGGUAAAAGUGCCUAAGGUCCUAUUUUCAUCUUGUAACUAUGAAGGAUUGUUUAAAGUGUUGAUAAGUUAGUAAUGUACCCUAAAAUUAAUUGUGUGUAAUGAAUACCUGCUAGUAAUUACCGAAUUUGGAGCGAGAAAAGAGAAAGAAAAUGUCAUCGAUAAAAAGUGGAGGUCUAACCAAAAAGGAAGGCAAGAUGAGGAUCAGAGCCUUCCCAAUGACUAUGGAUGAAAAAUAUGUAGAAAGUAUAUGGGCUUUAUUAAAGAAUGCUAUACAAGAAAUUCAAAAGAAAAAUAACUCAGGUUUAAGUUUUGAAGAAUUAUAUCGAAAUGCAUACACCAUGGUAUUACACAAACAUGGUGAACGCCUUUAUACAGGAUUAAAGGAAGUGGUCACCCAACAUUUAGAAGUGAAGGUUAGAGAAGAUGUGUUACGAUCUUUACAUAAUAAUUUCCUUAUGACUUUGAAUCAAGCUUGGAAUGAUCAUCAGACCUCCAUGGUUAUGAUUAGAGAUAUACUCAUGUAUAUGGACAGGGUCUAUGUCCAACAAAACGAUGUUGAUAAUGUAUAUAAUUUGGGACUUAUCAUUUUUAGAGAUCAGGUGGUACGUUAUGGCUGUAUUAGAGAUCAUCUUCGAGAGACUUUAUUAGAUAUGGUAAUGCGAGAACGUAGAGGAGAAAAAGUUGAUAGAAUUUCAAUUAAAAAUGCGUGUCAAAUGUUAAUGGUACUUGGAAUCAACUCCCGAGUUGUCUAUGAAGAAGACUUUGAACGGCCUUUUUUGCAACAGUCUGCAGAAUUUUAUAAGGUGGAAAGUCAACGGUUUCUGGCUGAAAAUAGCGCAUCAGUGUAUAUAAACAAAGUAGAAGCGCGAAUCAAUGAGGAAUCCGAUCGUGCGAAACACUAUUUAGAUAAAUCAACAGAAUCUCGAAUUGUUGAAGUAGUAGAAGAAGAACUGAUCAAAAAACACAUGAAGACUAUCGUAGAGAUGGAAAACUCUGGUGUGGUACACAUGCUGAAGCACCAAAAGACCGAAGAUCUAUGCUGUAUGUACAAACUGUUCGGUCGCGUAACAGAUGGUUUGAAAACAAUGGCAGAUUGCGUCAGUUUGUAUCUUAGAGAACAAGGUAAAGCCCUCGUCCAGGAAGAAGAACACCAGCCGGCCACCAAUGCUAUCUCCUUCGUGCAGUCAUUGCUCGAUCUCAAAGACGGCUUCGACCAUUUCCUCCAGAAUUCCUUUAACAAUGAUAAAAUAUUUAAACAGAUGAUAGCGUCUGAUUUUGAACAUUUCCUCAAUUUGAAUCCCAAAUCGCCGGAGUAUUUGUCGCUGUUUAUUGAUGAUAAGCUCAAGAAAGGUGUAAAAGGCAUGAAAUCUUCUAACCUUGAAAGAUUCCUCAAUUUGAGCCCCACAUCGUCAGAAUAUUUGACGCUGUUUAGUGACGAUUACCUCAAGAAAGGUGUAGAAAUCAUGACCGAACAAGAGAUAGAACAAGUAUUGGAUAAGUCAAUGGUUUUAUUUAGGUUCCUCCAAGAGAAAGACGUUUUCGAAAGGUAUUACAAGCAGCAUCUUGCCAAACGGUUGUUGUUGAAUAAAUCUGUCAGUGAUGAUUAUGAAAAGAAUAUGAUCUCUAAGUUAAAGACGGAGUGUGGAUGCCAAUUUACUUCUAAGUUAGAAGGAAUGUUUAAAGAUAUGACUGUUUCCAAUACGAUUAUGGAUGAAUUUAAAGAACAUGUUACGAAGUCUGAGACAAAUUUAGGUGGAAUAGAUUUAUUAAUGCGAGUGCUGACAACUGGCUUUUGGCCCACACAAAACGCAACCCCAAAAUGUCAUAUACCAGCUGUACCACUAGCUGCCUUCGAAUGUUUUAGGAGAUUUUAUUUAGCCAAACACAGCGGCCGGCAACUUACGUUGCAACCUCAACUUGGAAGUGCCGACUUGAACGCUAUCUUCUACGGCCCGAAGAAAGACGAUAGCGACAAGGAUGGCGCUUGUUCUUCCUCGACAACAAUAGUCUCGAUGAGGUCAGGGCCUAGGAAGCACAUCAUACAAGUGUCCACUUAUCAAAUGGUAGUUUUGAUGUUGUUUAAUAAUCACGAUAAGUUGACAUAUGAAGAGAUCCUUAAUGAGUCUGAUAUACCAGAAAGGGAUCUAAUUAGGGCGUUACAGUCGCUGGCAAUGGGUAAAGCAACGCAAAGAGUUCUCAUAAAAAAUCCCAGGAAUAAAGAAAUAGAAUCUAAUCAUGAAUUCUAUGUUAACGAAUCGUUUAGUUCUAAACUUCAUCGAGUGAAGAUUCAAACCGUAGCUGCAAAGGGAGAGAACGAGCCCGAAAGACGAGAAACUAGGAACAAGGUCGACGAAGAUAGAAAACACGAAAUUGAGGCAGCUAUCGUUCGGAUAAUGAAAUCGCGUAAACGCAUGGCGCACAACAUCCUCGUCACAGAAGUGACAGAACAACUCAAGAGCCGUUUCCUUCCUUCUCCCGUCAUAAUAAAGAAAAGGAUAGAAGGUCUCAUAGAGAGGGAGUAUCUGGCCCGUACGCCCGAAGACAGAAAAGUGUACACAUACGUGGCAUGAACUUUAACAAGGAUCAUUAUGAGACUUUGGAUAGUGGUCCAGUGAUCUUCAAUAGAUGAAUAUUUACAUAAAUGUAAUUAUUAAUUAUUAAAUUAUUCCAACAGGU
This is a messenger RNA of Diabrotica virgifera virgifera (western corn rootworm), 2975 nucleotides long. Its product is annotated as cullin-3. Lineage: Eukaryota; Metazoa; Arthropoda; Insecta; Coleoptera; Chrysomelidae. Gene Ontology annotation, molecular function: ubiquitin protein ligase binding. The record is from RefSeq and is a predicted model, not a curated record. The transcript is spliced from 13 exons. Gene Ontology annotation, cellular component: Cul3-RING ubiquitin ligase complex. Bases 449 to 2869 code for a protein of 806 amino acids. Gene Ontology annotation, biological process: ubiquitin-dependent protein catabolic process; protein ubiquitination.